GACCAAACGUUUACUUAAAAGUUGUACUCUCCAUCUUUUUUGUUCAGAGUAUUUUCCAUGACUGUGGAAUUCAGCGUCAAUGGCAAGGCAAGCUGAUCAGAAAGAAGAAGAAGAAGAAAAAGACUUGGAAGGAGAAGAAAAAUGGGUGAAGCAUUAUUCAUCAAAGCACCAAAUAUUAUUGGUGGGUGAGGGAGAUUUCUCUUUCUCUCACUCUUUGGCCAACUCUUUUGGCUCUGCCUCUAAUAUCGAUGCUACUUCUCUAGACCCUUAUGAUGAAUUGAUCAAGAAGUACAAGGAAGCAAAACCAAAUUUGGAAAACUUAAAAAAGCUUGGAGCUUCUGUUUUACAUUGUGUGGAUGCAACUAAAAUGAAGUCACAUACGGAUUUGAAAAUGAGGAAAUUCGAUCGAAUUAUUUUCAACUUUCCUCAUGCAGGCUUUCAUGGAAGAGAAGAUGAUGCCCAGUUAAUUGCCAAGCAUAGGAGUCUUGUUUACUGCUUCUUUAGGAAUGCCAGGAGCAUGCUUCGAGCAAAUGGAGAAAUUCAUGUGAACCAUAAAACUAAAGCUCCAUUUUGCGAUUGGAAGAUACAUGAACUUGCUUUGGGAAACUGUUUGUCAUUGAUAGAGUGUGUUGAUUUCAAGAUAGAAGACUAUCCAGGCUAUAACAAUAAAAGAGGGGAUGGCAAUAGAUGUGAUGAACCUUUCUAUUUAGGUGAAUGCAGCACCUUUAAAUUUAGAUGGUUCAGCAAAUCUAACAAGAAGCAUGGAGUGGCUUCAAAUAUGAGCUCAAGACGUGGAAUACCUCAACAAUUUCAAGUAGGAAAACCAUCAUACUCCUCACUUUUCAGGAUUUCUCAAAGAGGACAUGUUGUACCCUCAGAUUACAAUCCUGAUCAUUCUGCAUUUCCAGUAACCAAGCAAAUACAGAAGAAGCCAAGUUCAAUUGAUGUAAGCUAUCCACUAAAAGGGUACAAUACAAUAGUCGAUCACAGCCCUCAACAUGUAGCAGUACUACCAAUGACACCCAGUUUCCAAUCUCAGCCAACUUCAUUCGGUUUUGCUUAUCCUCAAACAGAUCGCAUCAGCAAUAGUAGUCUCAACUUUAGCCAUGGAGGGUUUCCACCAACAACCUUGGACAGGAAAGAACAUGUUGGUUCGUUUUUCUCGUGCAUUGGAUAUAUGACAGAAAUCUCUGGAAGAGCGGAUAACAAUGUGCAAUAUCCAGACAACGGGUUGAGACUUGAUAUUAAAAGAGAGUUGGCUAUGUUUCCUAGAAGAACCUUGAACGGUGACAGAUAUUUUUGGAAUGAACUUCAACAUCUGAGUUCUCUUCCGUUCUGUAGAAGACAACGACAACAUGGCAGGGAAGAACAUUUCUACAAGCGAGGUGAUUAUUGUUAAAUACCAUGACUUAGCAUGAUCUACUGUUCUGUUGUCGGAUUUCUGUCAGGUUGCUUGGGUGGUGAAACUGUGUAAAAAACGAAGCUGUUUUUGUGAUGCUGCUCUAAAAUGUCGCAAGUAGUUUAUGAAUUAUUGGCAUAAUCUACUUAUGUAAUAUGUGUUUCUGUGUAUUAUAUGAAGUUAAAUGUGGUUAAAAAUGCCAUGGAGCUGCCUAAUAGAAGCAGCAGAUGAUAAUUGCUGUGGCUAUUUAUUGAUAAGAAUAUUUUGGUGAUUGAAUCUCUCUUAUUCAGUUUUCAACUAGAAUUAAGGGUGCUUCAGAAUCACGGGACUGAUGUUCUUUGUUCUAUUGAAAAUAUUGUAUGUCAAUUUGGGAAAAUAUUGGAUGUU
Messenger RNA from Ziziphus jujuba (common jujube), 1786 nucleotides. Its product is annotated as heavy metal-associated isoprenylated plant protein 41. Gene Ontology annotation, molecular function: rRNA (uridine-N3-)-methyltransferase activity. The transcript is spliced from 3 exons. The coding region runs from base 80 to 1399 and encodes 439 amino acids. The record is from RefSeq and is a predicted model, not a curated record. Lineage: Eukaryota; Viridiplantae; Streptophyta; Magnoliopsida; Rosales; Rhamnaceae. Gene Ontology annotation, cellular component: cytoplasm. Gene Ontology annotation, biological process: rRNA base methylation.